Mustela erminea (ermine) is the source of this 2898-nucleotide messenger RNA. It is a transcript of the gene MAL2, whose product is annotated as mal, T cell differentiation protein 2. Gene Ontology annotation, molecular function: structural constituent of myelin sheath. NCBI's taxonomy places the organism in Eukaryota, Metazoa, Chordata, Mammalia, Carnivora, Mustelidae. Gene Ontology annotation, cellular component: membrane. Gene Ontology annotation, biological process: myelination. The coding region runs from base 121 to 651 and encodes 176 amino acids. The transcript is spliced from 4 exons. The record is from RefSeq and is a predicted model, not a curated record.
GCGCGGCGCGCCCGGACCCCGCGGACCCGAGCGGCGGCGGCGGCGGCGGCGGGAGCCCGGGCUGCCGAGGCGGGCGGAGGGAGGCGGCGGCUCGCGGAGACGCAGAGCGGCAGCGGCAGCAUGUCGGCCGGCGGAGCGCCAGUCCCGCCGCCCCCGAACCCCGCCGUGUCCUUCCCGGCGCCCCGGAUCACUCUGCCCGCCGGUCCGGACAUCCUGCGGACCUACUCGGGUGCCUUCGUCUGCCUGGAGAUUCUGUUCGGGGGCCUCGUCUGGAUCUUGGUUGCCUCCUCCAACGUUCCUCUACCUCUGCUGCAAGGAUGGGUCAUGUUCGUGUCUGUGACGGCUUUUCUCUUCUCCCUCCUCUUCCUGGGCCUGUUCCUGUCUGGCAUGGUGACUCAGAUUGAUGCCAACUGGAACUUCCUGGAUUUUGCAUACCAUUUUACAGUGUUCGUCUUCUACUUCGGAGCCUUUCUCCUGGAAGCAGCAGCCACAUCCCUGCAUGACCUGCGCUGCAACACGACCGUGACGGUGCAGCCGCUCUUGAGCGAUAACCAGUAUAACAUAAACGUAGCAGCCACAAUUUUUGCCUUUGUGACAACAGCUUGUUAUGGUUGCAGUUUGGGUCUGGCUUUACGAAGAUGGCGACCGUAACACUCCUUAGAAACUAACGGUCUGUGUUGGUCUCAUUUGUCUAUUUUAUAUGUCUGAUCAAUUUGGAUACCAUUUUGUCCAGAGAGAACAACAUUCCGAAAGUAAUCUGUUUAGUAUGUGGAGAGAAUCUAAAUAACAAGUUUGGUUCAUUUCAUGGAUGGAAUUUUAAUGUUAUUAUGAUGUUAAACAGAGAAAUGACCUUUAAUUUUACAUCUGUCUCUUUUUUAAAGAAAAUUUUCCUUUCUUGCCAUAAAAUAUACAGAUACUGCUCAUGAAAAAAGGGUAUCUCUUUUGUUUAAUUGCUGAGUCACUUAGACCUUAAUUUUAAUAGGUAACAAAAAUUUCCUUAACAAAAAAACUAAAAGCAAAAACAAACCACAUUUUAAAUAGCCUUCCCACUGAACUCUGUCUUUUAGCAUAAAACAGAGAUUGGCACCCUUUUUUCUAAAGGUCCAGAUGGUAAAUAAUUCAGGCUUUGCGGGCCAUGCAGUCUCUGUUGAAAAAAUUCAACCCUGCUGUUACUUUGUGGAAGCAGCCACGGGCAAGAGCAAAUGAAUGAGUGAGUGUGUGUCCCGAUAAAACUUGAUUCAGGAAGACAGGAAGCAGGCUGGAUUUGGCCUGUGGGCUGCAGGUUAUAGUUUGCCGACCUCUGGUGUGACACCUUAGUUAUAUAUUAUGUAUUUUACGGAACUGAUCCCGAAAGGUAUAAAACGAGAUAAAUCAUGUAAUAUUUAGCCUCAUUAUGCAAUAAUCACGUUGCCUUUGUGUUAAUGGUCAAGUACUUACCCUUGAAGUGGUGGAUAGUUUUUCAGGCAAAUUCAAGCAGAGUCUUGGGUACAGGGAAAAGUAAUUUGUGAAGUAAAUCCUAGUUGCUUAAUCAAACUAAGGAUCUCUUAACAACUGAGCAGACUUCUCAUCUGGCAUCCUUCAAAUGAGAUCCCCAGAGACCAUUCACCACUACUGGAACUGGUAUCUAGCCACUUAUGUCUUACUUUGGGUUUAUUUAUGCUUCAGAAUAUAGCUGUUUGUCCUGUGCAUGAACAUACGAAUAUUUGUGUGUGGAUAUAUGAGGCUUUACCAAAUAGAACUUCCCUAAAGAGUUAACUUUUUACUUCUCAUUAUUUCACAUUACUUUCUCAGUUAAAUUUGAAUAGAGUAUUAAAUAUAAUUUAAAGUUGAAGCUUCUUACGUGUUUUGAUAAUAGCCCCCCGACAUCUUUGUUGUUUUGCAUUGGUAACAGAUAUAUGAAAUCAGUUGUAAAACAACAGCCAUCCUAAAAACUUGUCUCUGGUCGAAUUGCACCGAAAAUACCUUAAUGCAUCUGUUAGAGACCCUGGUUGUGGGAAGGUGCCAAAAAAUGGCUUGAAUGGGAGAACAAGUAAGAGUUCAGUCCCAGAUCCCACCACACUGUCCAAGCAGGAUACUUAUGUCCUGCCCCAGGUGGGCUUCCUCUGGGAAAAGAGGGGUUUGACCAUUCAAAACAUUCAGCCCUUUGCCCUUUUUUUUGGCUGAGUCAUCCCCUAAGAGUGCCAUGUCUGAAUUGUGCUACUAGAUUUCUUCGAACGUAGAACCAUCCCAAAUGAGUCACAUGAUCAAUGCUGAGUUAGCAGAUGGUAUUUAUAUAAUAAUCCCCUAGAAAGAAGAAUCUUAUCAAAGUUUGGUUCGUGAUAUACAGACGCGUUUCAGUAUGUGGCAAGAAGAAAUCAGUCUAAGACUUUCAACUCAUGUCCUAUCUUUUCUAUAGUAUCUGACUUCCUUGGUUUUUCUAGCUUCAUACCACACACUUAAACCUGUAUUAUGAAUUGUAUAUUACAAAGUCAUAAAUGUGCCAUAAGGAUAUAUAGUUCAUUCAAGUUGGAAUCGUUUAAAGUUAGUCUGCUAGAUUUAGUUGUGAGAUUUUAUUUUUGUUUCCAGAGUAUAACAGGUCUGUGCUUGGUGGCAUUAAAUUAAAUGAUUUCAUGAAAUGGCUUUAGUGGCACUUUUGUAAAUGGAUUGCUUCUAGAUCAUUAAGAACCAAGCCUAAAACUCAUCUGACUGUGAAUACCUACAUUUGUAGAUUAAUCGUGUUCUGGGUUUGCGAAUUGAGUGACAAAGCACUUGAACAAAAAUUAUGACAUUUGAGAAUUUCUUUAUAUAUGCUGUAGAGAUGAGAAAGUGUUGGUUGGUUUUAAAAUCUGGUUACUCCAUGAUGAAAAGAAAUUUAUUUUAUAAGUGUUAUGACUCUAAUAAAGUAUUCAUUUGAUAAUC